CAUCACGCUCCGGGCCGGUGUGUGCCCUGGGGCCUGUCUGUGGCACAGGGGCUGCCCGGAGCCCCAGGGCCAGCGGGUCCGUGUGCACCGGCACAGGCCGGGCCAGGCCCUCGGCGGUGCCGCUGCGGGGCCCGGGGAUGCUGGGCUGGCCCGGCUCUUCCAGGGACCACGGGGGAUGCAGGGGGGUCUCCCCCUCCGGCGUGGCCCCGCCGCUGCUGUGACUGCGCGCCCAUCGCUGGGGCUGAGAGGGGCCGGGGCCGGUUACCCCCGGGGCGCCCUGCCAGGGUUUGAACCGCUGCUCCCCGCGGGCUGGGCAGGGCGGGGCCGCUCCCGGCUCCGGUGGCAGGGCCGGGACGUGUCGGCUACGUGGCCCCGGGGCGGGGCGGGCGGCACCGACACGCGGACGGGGCUGGGUGAGUGGGUACCGGGGGGCACCGGCGGUGCCGGGUUUGGCGUGUACCGGCGGGACGCACCGGGUGGGCAGCGCCAGCCGGUGUCCCGCGCUCUGCGCUCCCCGCACAGCCCCUCGCACCCUCCCACCCGUGCGAGCUCCGGGGCAGCUCCCGGAGCCCCCGCCCCUCUCCCGGUGCCGGGUUCCCGCGGGCCGCCCCGGCGCUCCCCGGCAGGGCCAGCCCCGACCGCGGCGCUCUCCUCCCGCCGCAGCCCGGGGUCCGCGAUGAGGAACCCGCGGGUGAUGCUGAUGGUGCUGCUGCUGCUGGGGCCAGCGGCCCGGGCCGCCCCCAGGGCGGGGACAAACAGGCCUGAGCCCCCCGUGGCCACAAUCGCGGAUCCGUAUCCCGACCCGCUGAGCCCGGAGUCGCCUGCGCGGCUGCUGCUGUGGAGCGCAGUGAGGAGCCUGGGGCCACCCGAGCAGGACGUGGAGGCCAUGACACGGGAGCAGGCCCUGCUCUACCUCUUCGUGCUCCAUGACCAUGACCAGAGCAGGCGCCUGGACGGGCUGGAGCUGCUGCAGUUGCUUGGCACGGUGCUGGCACAGGCUGGGGGGCAGCCAGACCCUGACAUGGUGGCUGCGCUGGUGGACCAAGCCCUGGCAAGGCAGGACCUGAACAGGGAUGGGCUGCUGGACCCCUCUGAGCUGCUGGACCCGCCCGAGAUGCUCUUGCCUGGCCAGGACCAGGGACCCCCAGGACAACCCCCCCUAGAGCAACAGGCAGGGGUUGGGGCUGUGCCUGGGGAGGGCACAGAGAUGCCCAGGCAGGACUUGGGGUUGAGAAGCCCAGGACAGGCAGCCACUGAGGCAGGAGACCCCCAGACUGCAGCCCCUGAGGAUGGAGCCCCCAAGGUGGAAUCCCUCGAGGUGGAAUCUCCCAAUGCUGAGGCCUUGGAGGCAGAAGUCGUCCCUGGGGCCAAAGCCCCCAGUACCGAUGCCACAGAGGAAGAGGAAGCCCCUGAGGCUGAAGCCUCUGAGGAGGAGGCAGCCCCAGCCUGGAGGGACCAUGGGGAGGGGUAGGCAGUGGGGGCUGUGGGACACAGUGCCCUGGCUGCUCCCUGCCCUGCUCAGGGCACACAGUGGGAGUGGAUGCCCCGAGCCCAGGGAGGGCUGGGGUCGUGUGGCCUCCUCUAGUAACGCAUCAGGUGGAGAAAUAGAGGCACUGCUGGUGA
Messenger RNA from Prinia subflava (tawny-flanked prinia), 1623 nucleotides. RefSeq names its product cell growth regulator with EF-hand domain 1 (gene CGREF1). The coding region runs from base 176 to 1471 and encodes 431 amino acids. The transcript is spliced from 5 exons. The record is from RefSeq and is a predicted model, not a curated record. NCBI's taxonomy places the organism in Eukaryota, Metazoa, Chordata, Aves, Passeriformes, Cisticolidae.